ACACCUCUUUUGAUGUUUUCUUCUUUGGGAAAAGCUUCUGAUGCGAAAUAAGACUUUUCUAAGUCUUCCCAGUCUUCCAUCAUCCGCAGCCGUAAACUUGACUUCAAGUCUACUCUGCAAUAAAUCUCCUGCACCGGUCCCCUCUAAAGCACCUCAAAAGCUGCAGAAGCCGCAAUCUUUUCUUAACCUCCACUACCAAACUCUCUCUCCCGCGCGCGCACAAUGAAGAACAAGGCUAGCAAAAGCAAUAUUUCCUGCACGAGUGCUCUACUAAUUCACAAUAUUUAUCUAUGCCCGACUUUCCUACUCUGCCAUUUUUUGAUUUACGUCGCCGGUGACUUCCAAAAGUUCACUACCGAAAACAUUACCAUCGACUGUGGCUCCAGCGGCAACGUCAGUAACUGGCAAGACCACCGAAUGUGGACCGGCGACACCGAAACCUCCAGUCUCUUCACCUUAGAAGAACGUUCAAAACCGAAAGUCUCAGUCGCCUCUUCUGCAACUCAACCUCCCCGCACAGCCAGCCAAAUCCCCUACUCCACCGCAAGGAUCUCCGGUCACGAAUUCCGCUAUAUAUUCCCGGUCACCGCUGGCCAAAAAUUCAUUCGCCUGCACUUCUUCCCGGCUUCAUACCCAGGUAAUUUUGACCGCUCUAAAGCCUUUUUCUCUGUUCAAGCCAACCACUUCACCCUUCUUCGCAACUUCAGCGUUGCUCUCACCGUUGAUCACCUAAAAUCGGAGGUCAUGUUCCGAGAAUUUUGCAUCAACGUGGAAAAAGAUGAAACGUUGAACAUAACGUUUUCCCCAUCUCCAACUCCUCCAGAUUCCUAUGCCUUCAUCAAUGGAAUUGAAAUAGUACCCAUGCCUAGCAAUCUUUACUACAGCGCCACGAACUCCUCAGGAAUCAAAUUCGUCGGCCAACAGAACUUUUUCCGUGUUGAAAAUAAGUUUGCUCUCGAGACGGUUUACAGAUUAAACGUGGGUGGGAAAGAUAUUUCCCCCCCAAAUGACACCGGCAUGUACAGGGAGUGGUCUCGAGACGACGACUUCUUGCCGCCUGAACUCCCUGGCGUUCUUCCUCUCAACUCGUCGAUUCAACCCAGUUUCGGGAUCAUAGCUAAUUACAGUGCGCCGGUCGAGGUAUACCGCACCGCCCGGUCCAUGGGCAUGAACAAAACCAAGAACUUGAGCUACAAUCUCACCUGGAAACUGCCCGUCGACCCCGGGUUCAAUUACUUGGUUAGGCUUCAUUUCUGCGAGUUCGAACCCAAUGUUACAAAAGAGAGCGACAGAGAGUUUCACAUAUAUAUUGCCAAUCAAACAGCUGAGCCAUAUGCGGACGUGAUCUCGUGGAGCGGAGGAAACGGCGUCCCUGUGUACAAAGACUACGCGGUGUCCUUGCAAAACCAGGAGAGCCUGUAUGUAGCAUUACACCCUAAUGCGGAGUCAAGGACAAAAUACUCUGAUGCCAUCCUUAACGGACUCGAGGUCUUCAAGAUCAGCAACUCCUACGACAGUCUCGCUGGUCCAAACCCAAACCCAACUCCUCUUACUCCACCCCCAUUUAAUGCAGGAAUUUCCUUUUCCGGUCGCGAGAACGCAAAGAUGAGAACAAAAACCAUCGCAGCCGCUGCUGCUGCGUUUUCUUUGAUUUUGGCGCUCUUUCUCAUUUGGGUCUUCGUUAUUCGGCAGCGUAAGCGAGCGGAGGACGAGUCGGUCUCCAGCAGUGACACUUUAUUGCCGGCCAAGGAUCAAUCACUGCCGAUCGGUCUGUGCCGACACUUUUCACUGUCGGAAAUUAGAGCGGCGACGAAGGACUUCGAGAGUGCUCUGGUCAUCGGAGUCGGAGGCUUCGGCGACGUCUACAAGGGGCACAUCGACGGCGGCGCCACCACCGUCGCCAUCAAGCGGCUGAAACCAGGGUCACGACAGGGUGCCCACGAAUUCAGGACGGAGAUCGAGAUGCUUUCACAGCUCCGCCACGUCCAUCUCGUCUCUCUCAUCGGUUUCUGCAACGACGGCGGCGAGAUGAUCCUGGUGUACGACUACUUUUCGCGUGGGUCCCUUCGCGACCAUCUCUACAAAACUGACAAUGCUCCGUUGACGUGGAAGCAACGCCUCGCAAUCUGCCUGGGUGCUGCCCGCGGGCUGCACUAUCUUCAUGCAGGUGCGAAGCGCACGAUCAUUCACCGCGACGUGAAGACCACAAACAUCUUGUUGGAUUCAAAAUGGGUGGCAAAGGUUUCAGAUUUCGGGUUGUCCAAAAUGGGGCCCAACAACGCGGCCAAUGCCCACGUCACGACCGUGGUUAAGGGUAGCUUCGGGUAUUUGGAUCCGGAGUAUUUCCGGCGUCAGCAGUUGACGGAGAAGUCUGACGUGUACUCUUUUGGCGUGGUACUGUUAGAGGUUCUAUGCGGUCGACCACCACUGAAUCAAACCCUGCCGAAGGAACAAGUGAGUUUGGCCGAGUGGGGCCGAAUUUGCUACCAAAGCGGAACGCUCGAACAGAUCGUGGACCCACAUUUGAACGGCCAGAUAGCUUCGGAGUGCUUGAAGAUAUACGGGGAGAUCGCAGUGAAUUGCUUGGUUGAUGAGGGGAUCAGACGGCCGUCGAUGGGCGAUGUGGUGGGGAGCCUUGAGUUUGCGAUGUCGCUGCAGGAGGGUGGGGAGCAGAUGAUCAAAUUGGACCCGAGGGAAAAUGUUGCAUUUUAUUCUAGUGAUGGAACGACGUCGGGUAGCAGUUGGUUAAUGACUCCGAGCAGCGUUGGGGAAAGUGCCUCUGUGGGGGCUGCAAGUAGCGACACCGACAGGGGGAUGACAGGGAUCGUGUUUUCCGAAAUCAUGAACCCCGAAGCGAGAUAAGAUGAGCUGGAGAUUUAUGAUUUGGAGAGGCAUGGAAGAAACUUAGAAAAUUCAUUGCCCUAAUUAAUAAUGGCGAUGAUGGUGGUUGAGGUCACGAAAUAGGCAAGGAAGUGGUCAAUAUAAGUUGGUUGUUAAAUAUGUAAAUAUCAAAUAUUUUAAAAAUGUUUAUAUUCGCGAAUGUUUUUUCAUGAAUUCAAUUACUAACUUGUGUAUUUUGACCUAAUUAUUAAAUUGAAGUUAUGCACCAAA
This is a messenger RNA of Malania oleifera, 3111 nucleotides long. Its product is annotated as receptor-like protein kinase FERONIA. Gene Ontology annotation, biological process: protein phosphorylation. Gene Ontology annotation, molecular function: ATP binding; protein kinase activity. The record is from RefSeq and is a predicted model, not a curated record. The transcript has a single exon. The coding region runs from base 223 to 2862 and encodes 879 amino acids. NCBI's taxonomy places the organism in Eukaryota, Viridiplantae, Streptophyta, Magnoliopsida, Santalales, Ximeniaceae.